CAAUGCUUCGCGCAGCUACGUCACAGUGCAGUCACUUUCCCAGACGGCGGAAUUUGCGUGGCAACAUCAACGUUAGCAGAGGAGGGACUGCUACAGAGAAAAAAGACGAUAACCAACCUGUGAAAACACCACCAGCACCAGCAAGAACAUUUUGGUUUCAGUCAAGAUCUGAAUAAGCAGAGCUGAGACCUGCUGACGAGAGGAAAAGCAUUUGAAGGACGUUCACUUCGAUCAAUAAGGAUUUCAAAUGAGUUCUUCGGAAGAGGUACCCCCUGUUGGAAGUUCCCAGGUUACCCACUUACCUGUUACCCACUGAACAUUUCCACUGGAGCAGUUGUGGUUAAAGGCCUUGUUCAAGGGAAACUCAUCAAUGUUGCAACAGACCGACACAGACAGGAGCAAACCUCAUCAGUGUGAGAAGUGUGGGAAAUCUUUCAGUCGGAUUUGUAGUCUUCGAAGACAUGAACUCUCUCACACUGCAGACAAAGUGUACCACUGUGAACAAUGUGGCAUCAGUUUCAGCCAACUAAAUGAAUACAAUUUACACCUGUAUACCCACCCUGAGGAGACACCAUACUGCUGCGACCAGUGUGGGAGGGAUUUCAGUGACCAGAGCUCAUACAGAAAACACCUGCGUGACCACACUGGGCCAUACCAAUGUGACCAGUGUGAAAAGAGUUUCAGUUAUUUCAGUAUUUACAAGAUACAUAUGCGUGUCCACACUAAAGAAAAGCCAUACUGCUGUGACCAGUGCCCAAAGAGUUUUAGUUUUUUAAGUUCAUACAAGCGACACCUGCUUAGCCACAGCGGAGAGAAGCCCUACCAGUGUGACUUUUGUGGAAAGAGUUUCACUCAGUCAGGGCAUUUUAGUCUGCAUCUGCGUAACCACACUGGAGAGAAACCAUAUGAGUGUGACCAAUGUGAAAAGAGUUUCAGUGAUUUAAGCAGUUAUAAGAUACACUUGCGUGUACACACUGGAGAGAAACCAUACUGCUGUGGCCAGUGUGGGAGGAGUUUCUCCCAGCUAGGUAAUUACAAGUCACAUUUACGUAUCCACACUGGAGAAAAACCAUUCCGCUGUGAACUAUGUGAGAAGAGUUUCUCCAUAUCUAAAACAUACAAACAACAUGUGCGCACCCACACUGGAGAGAAACCAUAUCAGUGUAAAGAAUGUGGGAAAGGUUUCGGUCGCCUUAGUAACUACAUGCGCCACCUUCGUAUCCAUACUGGAGAGCAACCCUUCAGCUGUGACCAGUGUGGCAAAUGUUUCAACAGUUCAUAUAGCUACAGCCGGCACCUGCGCGUCCACACGGGAGAGAAACCAUACUGGUGUUCACAAUGUAAGAGGCUGUUCACAAGGUCACAGUCUCUGAAAAAACAUCGCUGUAUUGAAGUAGAUGAGGAGAGUUCGACUGUGUGUACCAAAGAAGAACCAGUGAGCUGCUCAUCAACAGAACCAACAAACUAAACUGCAGUGUGUGUAUUUGUGGUAAAUAAGAAAUAUGCCACUUAGUACGGCAGCAUGGCUCACUGAGUUCAAUUUCAGUGCUAAUGAAAUACUGCACUUAUCAGUGGGACCCAUUAAUUGUUGAUUUUGGUCUUUUUAUGACACUAACGUAAAUACAAAAAAUAUUACCAGUUUUAUAUUAAUCAUGUUACUUCUCUUCUGCUCUCUGACUAAAAUUUCAGGAGCGAAAAAACAUUGGAAAUGGGUAGCCUAACACUAAUUCCACUCUUUUCAGUUGUUAAAUAUCAAUCACUGUAUAUAAAGAUGGGCAAUGCAUCUCCAGUUCCUCCCAGUGCACAAAAAUGAAGCCAAAUUAUCCAAGAAACAAGCACUUUGGCCCAUACACCCAUCCACCCAGUCGCAGGUAGUUGAUAAUCAUGAUAUUACAUCCUGUUUUUACAGCAUUAAUUAACACCAGAUUUAUCAGAAAAAUUAACACUUGGACAAUGUUUUGGUUUUACUUUUGUAGUGCUGACAUGUUAUCAGUAUGUUCACAUGAUCUUUAAAAUGGUAAAUAUCAUCUACAGUCAUUUUAUUACACCCUCUAUUGUUCCUGUUCCUGUGUGUGUGUGUCCAGGGGGCAUGUUCAUGCUCAAAUGGUGUGUUAUGGUAUUCUUUUAAGGGGCUAUUUGUAAUUUUCUUUGGUGCUAGUGUUGAUGGUCACUUAAAAGCCCUACAACCAUCUUUGCAAUACAGUAUGCCCUCUGAGCAGCACUACUUCUUCAGGGCAGUCUGGAUGCUAAAAUGACUUGCUAUCAGACAGAGACAAGACAGCACAGAAAAGGUGGUCAAACUAGAAACAAUGCCAUUGCUUUCCACCACUGGAGACAGCUCUUGGCAACGAAUUGAAUUUGAUGCUGAACUUAAAAUGUUUCUUCUAGACUAGUAAGUAAACUGUUGUUAAUGUCAUGGAUGCUGGCUACAUGGUGAUAGCCAAAUUUACAAAUAGCUCCUUAAAGGAACAUCUUAAUUGUUAACUUUGUCAAAGACUGAAUGAAUGACAUUGUUCCAAAGUAAGUCGAGCCCUCAUCAUGCUGAGAUUCUGUUAUCUCAUAUCUGAGAUUUAUUUUUUCAACGUCUUAGACAAUGACAAGAUUCAUGCUGGAGUAUGACUUUGUGUUACUUCCAAUGUUUAUUGUCAAUGAAAACAUAAAUAAUAUGGAGUCAUAAUAAUAUACUAGAGAAUAGAUAAUUGAUGACAGGACACCAGCAACAAAUUAUCCUGAGGUGUUCAUUUUGUCCAACUCACUACGCGUGUGAUCUAUUAAUCCUGUAUGUUCUUGGAUAGUAUUUUGUAUGUGAGUAGCUGUUAAGUAUUGUUAUUGCUAAAUGCAAGUUCAACUCACAGCUGGAAACAUCUGAAAAAAAGAGUAUGGAUGAUGAUGAGGCCAUGCUAGGAACAUCUCUUAAAACAAUUUAAGUUUGCUUUUUGCUCUCCUUUUGACAUGUUCAAAUAUAUAAUUGGCAGUAGUUCUCCAGAGUCACAGCUGGAUUGAUGUCUGUCAGAGCUCCUGUUGAUCAUGUCUGGUUUGUACAAAGUAACUUACAUUAAUUUCUUAUGUACUCUUAAAACAGUUACUAUUAAUAUUACUGUCGUAUAUUGUGUAUAAUAUUUGUAUUGCAGUUGGGAGAGUGAAUAACAAUAUUUAUUGAGGUAUCAACAGAGGAAAGUUUUGUUUGAUUAGAAUCAAAUGAGAAGCCUCUUCAUUAAGUGAAGGGCCUAGUGAUGGGAUGGGGAUCCUGUCCCCCCAGAUGGACUUUUGUUGAGUGUUUCAAAACUGGAUAGACAAUAAUGCAAUGAUGGUUAAAGACCCAUAGUAUGGAAGAAGAAAAUUUUAAGUCGUGAGUAAACAAAUACAUGAACAUGCUGUAAAUCAAGGUUGAAAUCAAUGAAUUAAUGAAGUCUGAAUCAAUGGUUUGAAUGUGCAAAUGACUGAACACGUAAAUAAUGUAACUGUGGGCAUCAGUAAAUACGUUGUAAAUGGUUUCUAAAAUUGUGAGUAUAAACAUUUAUUUCCAUUUGCACAGUUCUUGAUUGUUUCUACAUCUACGUGUUAUUUGGGCUGGUGGUCCUGACCUACUUCACUCAGCUGCCACAUGGAAUAUGUGCGGGGACCGGCUCCACACAGGGGCAAGAGGGGGCACCUGGGCAGCGCAGUAGUUUAAAAGUCCGACGAAAGAGAUACAAGCUCCUCAUCUCAUCUCUGUAUCUCUCCCUCUCUCUCUGUGUGUGUAUGUGUUUAGCUUCAUAGGCUGCACUCGCUAGAGAACAUCCCCCGUGUCUCGUCAUUUGUCAUCGGCCAUGCGCUUCAGGGAGGAGCGCAGAGAGGCGGAGAAACGAAGUCGGAAAUCAGGUUAAAACCAACGUUUGAGCCGUCGCCUCGGUUUGUCAGUACUGUGAGAAGAGACAAUUACCGAAGAAGCCUGGACGGUAAAGCAAGCUUUGAAGCUGCUUUUUUGUCUAACACGAGUGAGGCUGGACGCUGAACACACCUGCGGCGCCAAGGUGUCACCACUUCGUCCCCGACAUUGUCCACAAUCACAGAGACGUAGUCUAUAAUCACAGAGAGCCUUCGUACAAUGAAGAAGUUCUUUGAGUCCAGGGCAGAGACCUCCAGGUUUCACCACUUUGUCCACGACAGUGUCCACCAUCACAGAGACGUGAACCGCGAUCGCAGAGACAUGGUCCAUGAUGGGAGAGACAUUGUUGAGGAUGAGGGAGACCUUGUCAAAGAUGAGAGAGACGUUUGUCCAUGAUCAGACACAUUGUCCCAUGCUUCGUAGAGACCUUGCGAUAGAAUCGGCGAAGACGGGGUCACCGAUUUGACGGCAUUGCCCGCGAUCAGGGACAUUGUUGAUGAUCACAGACACCCCGUCUAUGAUCUCAGAGAUGUAGUCUUUGACCAGAACAGAGGCCUUCAGCUGAAUUCACAGAAACAACAGGAUCCACCAAUGGUGAAGCAGAAGAAGACACAAGUGGAUCAAAGAAACAAAAGCCAAAAGUGUUACAAAGCUGUUAAUUGGAUAAAAGACCUCCACCGCCUAACUGCUGUAAAACACUUUGUUUUUCUCUACCAUCUAUGAUGUAGUCAUGGGCAUAUUUUCCAAAGACUAAUAUGUCUUUAUUUUUGAGACCAUUCAACUGCUUAUGAUACAAUUGUUUAAUUGUUAAUUGUACCACAAGCAGUUAAAUGAUCACAGAGAUGCUUAGUAGACACGUUCAUCUUUGGAAAAUGUGCUCAUAACUACAUUGACCCUAAUCAGCUCUAACAAGUGUUUCCUUGUGGUCAAAUGUCUGUCAUUAUCUUUGCUGUGAUUUGUUAAAUGUUGUCUGGAAUAAAAUCAUUCUAAGUUUCUUCAUAA
This is a messenger RNA of Lates calcarifer (barramundi perch), 4870 nucleotides long. Its product is annotated as zinc finger protein 239. The transcript is spliced from 9 exons. NCBI's taxonomy places the organism in Eukaryota, Metazoa, Chordata, Actinopteri, Centropomidae. Gene Ontology annotation, biological process: regulation of DNA-templated transcription. The record is from RefSeq and is a predicted model, not a curated record. Gene Ontology annotation, molecular function: RNA polymerase II cis-regulatory region sequence-specific DNA binding; DNA-binding transcription factor activity, RNA polymerase II-specific. The coding region runs from base 371 to 1468 and encodes 365 amino acids.